UCCAAGAGGCAGCUUUCCAGCCAGUAGCCGGCAAGAUUGGAAAAGAUCGAACACUAUCUGUCGUACGCUUUCGACACAGAUCUUAGCCUCGUAGAGACUCGUCCCAGACGAAGAAGGCGCAGGUGCACGUUGCAGCAGUGAAAGUAUCCGAGUGCAGUUGCGAUCUGUCAAUGCCCUCUUGCAUAGUCAGUCGAGGACUAGCUGCGCUGUUUAGAUUUCGAGCUCGUUGAAGUUGAAAGUCUCGGUGUCCAUCCACUGAUUCCUCACCUGGUCAACCCGAUCCAAUCCUCGAAACGAGCAUUUUCGAGCACCAACUGGUUCCAAUUAUUCUUCAUCUUCGAGCCCUUAACCGGAGGAAAUACUGUCCUGGAUCGAGAUGAUCGCUGCCACUUUGUAUCUUCUCGUGAUUGUAUCCGGCGCAACUACCCUCUCCAUCGACUCUAAUCCCGAAUACAUAAAACAGUGUUCGAGAAGCGAUCCACAGUUGAAAACAUGCCUGAUUGACGCACUGCACCAUCUGAGACCUUACUUAAGCGUUGGGAUACCGGAAAUCGAGCUGCCUUCCGUCGAGCCAUUUCGCAUGGACGAGCUGACUCUCUCCCUGACAGGUGGCACAAACGGUUACAAGGUUCAACUGCGCGAAUUAUUCGUGAGGGGAGCGAGCAACUAUACGGUGGAGAACAUUAAACUCGGCUCACCCUUCGAAGCCAUUGUACGAAUGCCAGCCCUCAUCUUGGACGCCCAUUAUUCCAGUUCAGGGGUGUUGAUUAUUCUACCAGCCAGUGGCAAUGGAACGUUUCACGCUCGAUUCGAUGAUGUCACGGCUGUGGUUAAAGGCACGGUCUCAACGAGAAUGAAGGAUGGAAAAACGUAUCUGAACGUGGAUAAUCUUGACGUUGUCCUCGACGUGAAGAAGGUUCGGAUGGGUGUCCACAAGAUAUUCAAUAACAAUCGGAUCCUGACCGAGGCAACGAAUCUGUUCCUCCGCGAGAAUGGGCAGGAGGUGUUGAAGGUGAUGGAACCUCAGCUGAAGAGGAAGUUGUCCGUACUUUUUGCCGGAAUUGUUAAUCAAUUGUUACGCCACGUGCCAGUGGAAGUUUUCCUGCUGCCUUGAAUCGCGUGUUUCUUCUUCUCUUUUCUUCUUUUCUUUUUUCUUUCCUUCUCGUUAGAAAUAAGCGAAGAAACAAAUAGUUCAAGUUAGUACAUACAUAGAAUUAGGAAAUUGAUAACUUGGGUUAGAACAAGAUUAUAAGGUACAAACAAUAUCGUUACGAUAUUUUUCAUUGUAAUUAAUUGUAACGAUGGAAUUUAUUGUAAAGUACAUGAAAAAUAUACAUGUAUAUAUAUUUAUAGAGGUAUAGAUUUAUAUUUUAAAUAAUCAUUUAUUUUCGAUGAUAUUAGUUUGAUAUUGCAAUGAUAUUGUAUUCAUACAUAUAUCAUGAAAAAAAAUCUAGAAGAGUUUGAAGAAGAGAAUUGAAUAAUUGAAAGAAGAAAAUUAAAAAUAUCUUCAUUUAAAGGGCAACAGUGUAAGAAUCAAUAUUUAUUGUUGAUUGUACAAAAUCAUGAUCAUGUAAUCAAUCGAUAUCACCUAAAUUCAAUUAUUGGUUUCAAAUUUAUUUAGAUACUUCGUUCAAUUAAGAAUUUCAAAAACGAUUGAAGAAUUCGUAUAAACAUUGUUGCAUUCACAAUUGCGUCUUCAACAAUUAAAAAAAAAAAAAAAAAUAGUUCAGAAGCCACGUUGAUCAUUUUGAAUGAUCAAAUGAAUUUUACAAAAUUUUU
Molecule: messenger RNA, 1779 nt
Organism: Apis florea (little honeybee)
Lineage: Eukaryota; Metazoa; Arthropoda; Insecta; Hymenoptera; Apidae
Product: protein takeout
Biological process (GO): multicellular organismal reproductive process
Source: RefSeq, a predicted model, not a curated record